GGCGGUGGCGGACCGAUGCCCGGAGCCGGCGUACCGCCAGGCGGUGCCGGUAUGUAUGCAAGUGGGCCGCGAGGGGCGGGCAGACCCGGGCCCUACUCCGCGCCACCGCAACAACAGCAACAGUAUAUGACACAAAAGAGACAGUACGCCAACAGUCAGGCGGUGCAACACUACCAGACCGGACCUGUUAUGCAAUCGUACGGUUCGGUAUCGCAAUCCACAGUGAAUUACACUACAAAUCAAUAUACAAAUAAUCAGGGAAUGCAAUACACGAAACAGCCGGGCAUACAAUCAAUGCAUCCGCACCCACAACAACACCCCCAACAGCAACAACAGCCGCAACCGCAUCCACACCCACACCAUCAGCACCCGGCGGCCGGUCAACAGUACAACCCCGCUAUGCAAUCCGUUCAGUCGAUGGGCGGCGGCAGCGGACCGGGAGGUAUGUCGGGCGCCGGCGGUUACGGUCCGAAUCCAGUCCAACAACAGCAGCCAAUGAAGGCCAGUAUGAGAGGACAGACACCGCAGUAUUCAAACCAGUAUUACGGCGCCGGCGGUGGCGGCCAAAUGGGCGGCCCUGGCGUCGGCCAAACGGGCGCCUCAGGACCGAUGAACAGCGCCGGAGUGGUGGCCGGUGUUGGCGGUCAUCACGUGGGCGGCAUCGGUGGCGUUGCCGGUGGCCCUCAGCCACACAAUCCCUCGCAAUCGCAAUACGAUCAAAACUAUGGCAAUUCACAGUACACUACACCACACACUCAUCCCAACCAAUUUCAUAGAGCCAUCAAUAACUAUCAACACUCACCCAUUCCGGGCAACCCUACGCCCCCAUUGACGCCCGCCUCCAAUAUGACCCCUUACCUGUCGCCCAACGCCGACAUUAAGCCAUCGUUUCCCAUCGUCGACACCAAACCCCGUCUCCAAACAAGAGACGAAGAGCUGAGGCUGACGUUUCCGGUGCGCGACGGCAUAAUUUUGGCGCCGUUCCGAUUGGAGCACAAUCUGGCCGUCAGUAACCACGUCUUCCACCUGAAGCCCACAGUACACGAGACACUGAUGUGGCGCUCGGACCUCGAGCUGCAACUCAAAUGCUUUCACCACGAAGACAGACAGAUGAACACGAAUUGGCCCGCGAGUGUACAGGUGUCCGUCAACGCCACGCCACUCAUCAUCGAUAGGGGAGAGAACAAGACAUCACACAAACCCCUCCAUCUCAAGGAAGUGUGUCAGGCCGGCAGGAAUAUGAUCCAGAUUACGGUCACCGCCUGUUGUUGUGUACGUAUCAGCGCUAUUGUCACCACCCAUUUGACCGCCAAUAAGCUAACCGCCCCGUGUCUUGUCUUUGCAGUCGCAUCUGUUUCUGUUACAACUGGUCCACAGACCGACCGUACGAUNGCGCGUUUGCCUCUCUGUCUGUAUAGAGACGAUUGGUUUUAA
Messenger RNA from Medioppia subpectinata, 1434 nucleotides. Lineage: Eukaryota; Metazoa; Arthropoda; Arachnida; Sarcoptiformes; Oppiidae. The record is from the annotation of a GenBank genome assembly.